GGAAUGUUCAACUCCUGACUCCGGCGGAAGCGUGGAAGUCGCGCGUGGCCGCCGUCCUCCUGUCCCCCCCGGCUGCCGCUCGCGCCGGCCCGGGACUCAGAUUUGGAGGAAGUAUCCUACUUUGUCAUUAUGAGAUGUCGUCUCUCGGCGCCUCCUUUGUGCAAAUCAAAUUUGAUGACUUGCAGUUCUUUGAAAACUGCGGCGGAGGAAGUUUUGGGAGUGUUUACCGAGCCAAAUGGAUAUCCCAGGACAAGGAGGUGGCAGUCAAGAAGCUGCUCAAAAUAGAGAAAGAGGCAGAAAUACUCAGUGUCCUCAGUCACAGAAACAUCAUUCAGUUUUAUGGAGUAAUCCUCGAACCUCCCAACUACGGUAUCGUCACAGAAUAUGCUUCUCUGGGGUCACUCUAUGAGUACAUCAACAGCAACAGAAGUGAAGAGAUGGACAUGGAUCAUAUUAUGACCUGGGCCACUGACGUAGCCAAAGGGAUGCACUAUUUACAUAUGGAGGCCCCUGUCAAGGUGAUUCAUAGAGAUCUCAAAUCAAGAAACGUUGUUAUAGCUGCUGAUGGGGUAUUAAAGAUCUGCGAUUUCGGUGCCUCUCGGUUCCAUAACCACACCACACACAUGUCUUUGGUUGGAACGUUCCCGUGGAUGGCUCCAGAGGUUAUCCAAAGUCUCCCCGUGUCUGAAACGUGUGACACAUAUUCCUAUGGAGUGGUUCUCUGGGAGAUGCUAACAAGGGAGGUCCCCUUUAAAGGUUUGGAAGGAUUACAAGUAGCUUGGCUUGUAGUGGAAAAAAACGAGAGAUUAACCAUUCCCAGCAGUUGCCCCAGGAGUUUUGCUGAACUGUUACACCAAUGUUGGGAAGCUGAUGCCAAGAAGCGGCCGUCUUUCAAGCAGAUCAUUUCCAUUCUGGAGUCCAUGUCGAACGACACUAACCUUCCUGACCAGUGUAACUCAUUCCUGCACAACAAGGCCGAGUGGAGGUGCGAGAUUGAAGCCACCCUGGAGAGGCUGAAGAAACUAGAACGAGAUCUCAGCUGCAAAGAGCAGGAGCUCAAAGAACGAGAGCGGCGGCUGAAGAUGUGGGAGCAAAAGCUGACAGAACAGUCCAAUACGCCGCUUCUCUUGCCUCUUGCUGCAACAAUGUCUGAGGAGUCUUACUUUGAAUCUAAGACAGAGGAAUCAAACAGUGCAGAGAUGUCAUGUCAGAUCACAGCAACAAGUAACGGGGAGGGCCAUGGCAUGAACCCAAGUCUGCGGGCCAUGAUGCUGAUGGGCUUUGGGGAUAUCUUCUCAAUGAACAAAGCAGGAGCUGUGCUGCAUUCUGGGAUGCAGAUAAACAUGCAAGCCAAGCAGAAUUCUUCCAAAACCACAUCUAAGAGAAAGGGGAAGAAGGUCAACAUGGCCCUGGGGUUCAGUGAUUUUGACAUGUCAGAAGGUGAUGAUGAUGAUGAUGAUGAUGAUGAUGAUGAUGAUGAUGGUGAGGAGGAAAAUGACGUGGAUAACAAUAGUGAGUGAAAGCAGGAAGCAAAGAAAUGACAUUGACAAUGUUUGGGAAAACAAAAGAAACUUGUUAUCUCAGUUUGUACAAAAGCCAGUAAAGAGGUAGAAAAGCAGCACUGUAUUUUUAGGCAAAUCACAUUUAUAUGGCAGUCAUUUCUCUAUUUUAUUUUCAAUUUAUUUUUGCUUAGAGAAAAAUAGCAAGAAAUUUUAAGGAAAAAAUGGUAUAUUUAAUAAAUCAGCAAACAAGGUGCCUGAUUGUAGAAAUUUAUGAUUCUAUAUUUAUAUAUAUUGUGUUUUUAAAGUAAUGACAUCCUGUUUUUUUAAAAAAAAAUGAACACUUCAUAGUUUUGAUUUGACUUUGUUAAUUCAAAUGCUUAACAAAACUUAAGUUUGAAUAUGGGUCCUUUCAACUACUAAUUCUGUUGCGAUGCUUGAUUUUCUUACAAUGUACUUUAUGGGGAUAUACUGUACUGUCAAAAAUAAUUAAUAGUAACAACAAAACCCAACAAUAAAACACUUGAUGAUAGAAGUUUAGUACAGAUAUUUCAGAAAUACCUAAAUGGCAGGGAUUUUCCGUGCUUUGCAGCCCAGCUCUCCAAGUCAAACCUGAAAGGUAUUCUGAGCAGCAUGUGUGAAGACAGCAACAGAUGGUGCCGGCUCUUGUUUCAGGGCCAGCCCUGAAUGCUGCUUCAAGGAACCCGCUGUCCUCUAGGGCUCUGCUGAUUCUUGGCAUGGUGCAAAGUGUGCUCUACGAGGGCUCCUUCCAGCAGGAGUGGGUGUCAAUGUGAGCCUGGGCUGCACUUGCAGUAAGGGUGUGAAGAGAGGUGCGGAGAGACAUCCCAAAGAGGGAACUAAACAUUGUGAAAGGAAGAAAAAGCUCUACUAGUGUCGGCAUAGUCCAGACCUAAGGGUCCUUUAUCUGUUGAUGUAGCCUUCCAGACCAGCCUUUGAGCCCUGCGUCAGCCCCACCAGUCUUAGGGAGAAAUAUAUCUGGCAAGUCAGAGAGUAUCCUGAUGUUCCACAUAUUUUUCAAAGCUUAUUUAAAUCCUAAAACUCUCUUUACCAACAACGAAACCCUACAGAAUAUUCUUGGUUAUCAAAAGAAAGGUAAACAAGCAAAGACAUUUUGGGGGGUCUUCCUUUGAAAGACAUGCUAUUGAUCUGCCUGGUAAACCCAGUAUUUUGGGCCACUCCUUUUAGGGAAGAGUAAAGAAGAAGAGAACACUCUAGACAACAUCUAAUACUAUUUCUAAGUAUAUUCAGCCAUAAAAGAAAUCUCGGAAAUUGAAGCAUGGCGUACCACUCAUACUCAUUAAGAACUGAGAAAUAGCACAGAAGAAUCAUCCCUCUGGACCAACUUUGAUUGGAGAAAUGUCACUCAUGUUCUGAGUAUGAGAUGGAAUAGUCUUGAUAGCACAGUUUUAAGAGAGAGCUCUAGAGUGUUAUUGUAAUUCAGAAUCCUGGAUCUCCUUUUGGUGCAACCCUGGGCCAAAGAUCAAAGAUCUUAGGUAGCCUUGUUGUCUCUGUUCGCUCAGCAUUAGUAGGGAACUGCGAAUAGUGCCUACUUCCAAGGAUUGUUGUGAUGAGACAGAAAGGUAGUUCAUGGAAAGCACUACUUACAGGCCCAGGAUCAUGAUCUUUUAGCUCAUGUCAUUCAUUUGUGUUAGCUAUUAUAAAUCACAUCAAUGAAAGAUGGGUAGUGAGGGGAGUGGUUUCAGUAACCCUCUAAAAAAUGAAACCAUUGAUUUAAAGUGAUAUUUGUUGAUUGGUACCAGGUGAAAUUCAAAGUGGGUCACUUUCAGGAACGAUAGAACAUUCUUAGAAUGAAUGCUUCGUAAGCAGAUUUACUCUGUUCUUCAUUAAACACUGUAAGGCCAGGUUAGAUUUGCCUCGCUUGAGGUAUUUGCAGUCCGUAUGUGUAUCCUCCAAGUAAAUGCACACAGGAAGACUAGGUAGGUAACCAUUCCUGCAGGAGACAGAUUCCCUUCAACCCACCCUGUUGCCAUUUUCAUGAUUGUGCACACCACCCCACACUAUAGGGCUGAUGGCAAAUAUGCACACAUAGGGAGGCUGCACAUCUGCUUCAGAGACAACAACUCCCUAAGUCAAGCCAAGCCUCCCAGCCAGAAUUCUGGGCAUGGAGCCCCAGGGGAAAUCUCCACUCUUGACUUCCCAGCAUGCUCUGGGGCAUUGGGAACCGCUACUUCAUAGUGAGCUGUUUAAAGCCUCUUUCGAGGGGGCAGAGCCAUAAUACAGCUGGUAGGAAGCUUGCCUUGCACAAAGCCAACCCAAUUUCUAUCCCCAAUACCACAAAUGGUCCCCCAAAUUCCACUGGGAAUGAUCUCUAAGUGCAGAGCCAGUAGUAAGUCCUGAGCACAGCAGGUAUGACCCCCCAAACAAAAAAAUUAAAAUUAAAAAUUUUAAAUGCCUCUUGCACAUCUUCCCGGCAAAGACAAACUCCUCCUUUCCACAGAUAUUCACUGAGCCCCUCUUUGUGCCAGAUACUAUUUUCAGAUCAGCUAGAUAAAAAUAUGUGCACCCAGGGACCUUGCAGGCUAGUGAGUGAAGAUAGACAUGCGUAAACCCAAUGUAUCAUAUAGCCAUAAACAUCGGCUAAGUGCAUGCCAAAGAAAUGACACAGGAGGAGGAGAAGGCACAGGGAAAAUGUUGUGGUUUUUCAAGUGAGGUCAGGAAAAGGUCUCGCUGAUAAGGGAAUCUCUGUGUCUCAAUUUGGGAUCUGUGUGCUUUACGUAAGAGGGUAGAUCUGGAAGGGGUUUGAGGGCAGUUGAAUCAGUGACAGAGCCUGUGUUUUGCUUGUAGAAGCCCUGGAAUCCACCCUCAGCACCACAAAGCAAGAGAAGAUAAACCUUGUCUUUCCUUCAUGAAAAAGUCAGCAAUAAAUGUGUAACAUGACAGGAAUAAAAAGGACAUUUUCUCUCAACUUAUAUGUAAGGCUAUUAUGAUCAUAUACAAAGUUUUGGUGCAUAACCAAAAGCAACUAAAUUGCUCCCGAGAAAAAAGGUUCUGUACUCAGGCCUAGAUUUGCCACUGUAGAUCAAAUUUGUCUAAUCUCUUAACUGCAGCUGUUUUCCUCACCACUGUUGGAAAACAGCAGACCCCAACACUCUGAGGAUGAGAAACAGCCAGGACUUGGGAUAUAGCAGCCUACAAGCCCCAAUGAUCCACUUGAAAUUGUUCACCUACAGUCAGGUUAUAAUAAUUACCCUACAGCACUGGUUGUUUUGCUUUCUGUUCCAAAUCAUUGUCCUUUUUAGAAACUGGAACAUAGCUGAAAUUUGAAUCAUAGUAGGACUUUUUCUAUUUUGCUGUGUUGAGGAUCAUACCAAGGGCCUUAAGCAUGCAAGGUCUGUGGUCUACCAUUGAACCACAUCCCCAGCCCCAAACAGAAUUUUAAGGUGACCUCUCUCUGUGAAGGUUAUUCAGAAGUCUUUGGACUCAAUUUGUUUUAUUAGUUUUAAAGCAAGUUUACUGUCCAUAAGUAAAGUUUCUAAUGAUGAUGCUCAUUUUACCACUCCUGAUUCUCUUCUCAGAAUCAUAUUUUAGAAUGACAAAUGGUGGUAGAUUUGUUUUCAAUUACUUGACUUACAAAAAUAUGCUGAUUUAUUUUAAAAGAAUUUAGAAAAAGAAAAAAGAGGAAAGUUGAGCUAGAGAGAUAGUACAAUGGGUAAGAUAUUUGCCUUGCACACACUGACCCAGGUUUAAUCCCCAGCACUCCAUAGGGUCCUCCUGCCCCCAAACCCCACCAGAAAUAAUCCUGAAUGCUGAGCCAGGAGUUAGCCCUGAGCACUGCUGGAUGUGUCUCCAAAACAAAAAGUCAAACACAGAACUAAAUAUGCAAAAACUGAGAAUUGAAACAACACUCUCUGAGCAGUUCCAACUGCAGCAGAGAUGUCAGUUGACGGCAUAAUUUUGGUUCUCCCUGUAACUGGAAGCCUGUGCUUAGUGCCCUGCACCAACAACAGUAUAUCCUGUAUGCCAGGGACAGUCCCACCUAUAAACAAUUCCACCCCAGAUACCAAUGACUUUGUCCCUCCCAACACACACACACACACACACACACACAUACACACACAUCUCAAAUAAAAUUACUCAAGGCCAGAAAUCACAACUACUACACAACUUGGAGCUUGUCAGUAGUUUUUGUGUGACAGUUAUCCCAAGCCUCCACUCAUGGAAAUGGUGUCUUCCCCCCAUGCCCCAUAAGAACUCAUGUGGAAGCUUUGUGAAACUUUUUGACAAAGGGGAUCUGAGUCCCAGGGUGCUACACUGAUCCCAUAAAAGUUAAAAAGAAAAGCUUCGCUCUGAAAUAGUUACAAUUCUGCACAGUCAGUCAUCCUGUUGAUUUAAAAAGACCCUUUUCUGGGGCCGGAGAGAUAGCAUGCCUUGCAUGUGGCUGACCCCGGUUCAAUUCCCAGCAUCUCAUAUGGUCCCUGAGCCUGCCAGGUGUGAUUCCUGAGUGCAGAACCAGGAGCAACCCCUGAGCAACAUCAGGCAUGGCUCCAAAAUCCAAGAUAAUAAAAUUAAAGGACCCCUUUUUAAACUUAUUAUUUGUUUUUAAUUUUUACAAAAUCACAUUUUAAUAUAUUCUGGAAGUAGCUAGUGACAAGAGGUUGAGGGAUUACAAGAGGCUUGACUGAAAUGACUUGGAUAGGUUGAGGGCUGGCUUUAAGUCUGAUCCUUCACAUGCUAUUAAAGAUUUGUUGAACUCAGGGCUGGAGUGAUAGUACAGCAGGUAGAGUGUUUGCCUUACACUCGGCCGACCUGGUUUCAAUCCCCAGCAUCCCAUAUGGUCCCCCAAGCAUCUCCAGGAGUAAUUCCUGAGUGCAGAGCCAGGAGUAACCCCUGAACAUCACUGGGUGUGACCCAAAGAGGAAAAAAAAGAUUUGUUGGACUCUGGCCCCAGAAGAACUAUUCAAACUUGCUCUCCACAAAGGUCAGGGAAUCAGGAGAUAGAAGGAAGGCUUGGAAGACCCCAGAAUGACCUCUCACUAGGGCUACAAUCUAUGUCACUUUUAAGUUUCCGUGGGGGUGAUAAGAUUGUCAUGCAAGAUCAUUUUAAAACUUUUUGUUCUAAACUAAAUAUUGAUUGUUUAAGGGUUUUUUGUUGUGUUUUGUUGGGGGAUGCUCUAGACUUCUUUAUGACCCUUUUGAAACUAGCCACCCAGUAGAACAUAUAUGUCAUAGAGCAUAAUUUUUCUAUAAUCAGGCACCUUCAGCUACUUUUGAGUGAGAUUGUUUUCCUGUUUAGAAUUAAAUCAUUACCAAAGAGAAGAAUCUGUUCUGUUCAGUCCGCAUAGCCUAGCCACAUAGCUUUGGACGCAGCAUCUCUGUAAUGGGAAAUGAGUGACUCCCAGGAAACCUGCAGGACUAACCUCAUUUCCUUGAGUCCAGAUUAGUUUGAACUCAAUUGCCUGUGAGAAACUUGCUGGCAUGUAAUUCUUUACUUCGAAACUAGAAUUUCAAGCACAUACAUUAAUUAUAUUGUGUGCAGAAUAGUGUACCUUCUUAGCGUCAGAAACAAGGCACUGCACUUACUGCUUUUGCACUGUUUUCAAAAGUUUUGUACUAAAUAAUAGAAAAUAUUUAUAUUCUUUUGAGUGUAAGCUUUGAGUAGAUGGCACUAUCACUUUGCUGUUUUUUAAAAACAAAAUCCUUUUCUCAAUUACUCUAUUGCAAUGUUAUCUGAGAAAGUCCUAUGCCAAAUACCGUGUAUAAUGUUUAUGUGGAAUAUUAAAUUUUACUCCUGUGUGACAAGGCUACUCAGUUAUUGACUUCAUAGUUGGAAUUUGAUAUUCCGAGACAAAGUCCACAAUGUAUUCAGAAAUCUAGGUUGGUGUCAGACAUUUCGUUUUGAUGUGAACUCUUGCUUUUCUUUGUUUUAAGAUUCCGUUUUGCAAUAAACGUUUUGAC
This is a messenger RNA of Sorex araneus (European shrew), 7436 nucleotides long. It is a transcript of the gene MAP3K20, whose product is annotated as mitogen-activated protein kinase kinase kinase 20. Gene Ontology annotation, molecular function: protein kinase activity; protein binding; ATP binding. Gene Ontology annotation, biological process: protein phosphorylation. The transcript has 12 exons. The coding region runs from base 135 to 1520 and encodes 461 amino acids. The record is from RefSeq and is a predicted model, not a curated record. NCBI's taxonomy places the organism in Eukaryota, Metazoa, Chordata, Mammalia, Eulipotyphla, Soricidae. Gene Ontology annotation, cellular component: cytoplasm.